Messenger RNA from Venustampulla echinocandica, 414 nucleotides. Its product is annotated as 40S ribosomal protein S24. The transcript is spliced from 3 exons. Gene Ontology annotation, biological process: translation. Lineage: Eukaryota; Fungi; Ascomycota; Leotiomycetes; Helotiales; Pleuroascaceae. The record is from RefSeq and is a predicted model, not a curated record. Gene Ontology annotation, cellular component: ribosome. Gene Ontology annotation, molecular function: structural constituent of ribosome. The coding region runs from base 1 to 414 and encodes 137 amino acids.
AUGGCGGACCGUGAGCAACCUGUUACCUUGCGAACGCGCAAGUUCAUUCGCAAUCCUCUCCUCGGCCGCAAGCAGAUGGUCGUUGAUAUCCUCCACCCAAACCGUGCGAACAUCUCCAAGGAUGACCUCCGGGGCAAGCUCGCCGAAAUGUACAAGGCCAGCAGGGACCAGGUCAACGUUUUCGGUCUCCAGACGCAGUUCGGUGGUGGAAAGACAACUGGUUUCGCCCUGGUCUACGACUCGCCCGAGGCCUUGAAGAAGUUUGAGCCACACUACAGACUGGUUCGUGUUGGGAUGGCAACGAAGAUUGAGAAGGCGAGCAGACAGCAACGCAAGCAACGCAAGAACAGACAAAAAACUCUACGAGGUACGGCGAAGGUCAAGGGUGCCAAGAAGAAGAAGAACGACGAUUAG